Molecule: messenger RNA, 1212 nt
Organism: Tricharina praecox
Lineage: Eukaryota; Fungi; Ascomycota; Pezizomycetes; Pezizales; Pyronemataceae
Exons: 3
Coding region: 244-858 (204 amino acids)
Source: RefSeq, a predicted model, not a curated record
CCUACCCUCAGUCACAGACCCUCUCCCUUCGGAUAUUCCUCUAAAGGACUCCACAUUCCUAGCCAGCUUCCUCAUGAUCCGUUAAUUGCAGCAUUGAUCCGAUUGGCUAACCUGAUUGUAUUUCCUGUAUUUUCAGCGCUUUAAACUCCCUCCUCCUCCUUCUCCAACUUCCUCGCCCUUCACUUCACCCGCACCCACACACACAAACAAAAAAUCACAAAAAAACAUCACAAACACGACAAGAUGCGCUCCAACACGCUCCUCUCCGCUGCCCUGCUCGUCUUCGGAGCUACCUUCCCUGCCGUGACCGUGGGCUACAACAUCAGUUCCAUCGCUAUCGAUACGAGAACCGGUUGGUGUAAUGCACAGGUUGCCCAGUGUCCCGCACUCUGCGCCGACCAGAAGGAGGGCUUGACCGACAAGGAGAACGACUGUUUCCCCGAGAACCUCUUCUACGUGUGCGUGUGCAGCGAUGGCAGCCGCCCAAACCUGACGCAGUACUCGGAGACAAUCCCGUACUACCUCUGCACGCUCGACCAAGGCGACUGCAUCAAGAACUGCGGCAGCGACAACACAUGUGCCGACCAGUGCCGUAAGACGUACGUGUGCGGCGCCACGUCCCCCCGCAAGAUCAAUGCCACCGCCUCUGGGACUAAGUCGUCGACGUCGGCCUCCGCCUCCUCGACCGGCGUCGUCAGCGGUGACGGCUUCGCCACAACCGGUACCCCCCGAUGCCGACAACGCUGCUGCCGGCGUGCUGCUGAAGCUCGGCAGCGCAUACGGCGUCGGCAUCGUUGCGGCGGGUAUCGCCGUCGGUGCGGCUCUCAUCGGUAUGUAAUGGCAUCAUCAUCGUCAUAACAUACAUACCACGAGCCGAAAGGGAGGGAGGGGGCGUUUCCAUUCUUCUGAUUUGUCUGCUACGUGUGCUUUGUUCUACCUACAGCUCUCUUAAUUCGUUCCCUCCCUUCGUUGCUGUUAUUUCUGGGCGCGAUUCGAAUUGCAUUGUGUGGACUGGUGUUUUUCUUUGUUUGUGUGUUUGUGUGUUUAUUUGUCUGUGGGGUGGGUGGGCGGUGGGCAGCGGCCGUAGUGAGAACAGCCAAGUUCCAACGGAUGGGUGUUUACCGUAGUUAUCAUACUACCGGUACGGGGUCGCUACAUUUUACCAUGUGAUGUAAAUGUGAAUGGUGAAAUGUUUUAUUUUUAUUUUUUUUG